Messenger RNA from Aspergillus calidoustus, 1464 nucleotides. The record is from the annotation of a GenBank genome assembly. NCBI's taxonomy places the organism in Eukaryota, Fungi, Ascomycota, Eurotiomycetes, Eurotiales, Aspergillaceae.
AUGACAAUGACAGAGGCACGCGAACACAGCACAGAAGAAAAGGUCUCAGCGGCAGAUCAUUUGGAGUCCGUCCAACUUGAAAAGGGCAGAGAUGACGGGGCUCCUGUGUUCGGCAUCGAUGAAGCUCAUCAGAAGAAAGUAAUGCGACGGGUUGACCUUCGUCUUCUGCCCAUACUAGGAAUCAUGUACUCAAUCUCCCUGAUCGACCGGACAAAUCUCGGGCUUGCCUUCGUGGCGGGAAUGGAGGAAGACCUUGGUCUCGACGUCGGCCAGAGGUAUACCAUCAUUGUCAUGGUAUUCUUCGUGGCAUACAUUGUCUUUGAAAUCCCAAGUAACAUCAUACUGCCGAAGGCCGGUGCUGCAAACUGGCUUGCAUUCCUCGGCAUCAGCUUUGGUGCUAUUUUGAUCGGUAUGGGCUUCACGUAUAGCUGGGCAACAAUGGCCGUUUGUCGGACGCUUCUAGGAAUAAUGGAAGCCGGUUUUCUUCCAGGAUGCACCUAUCUGAUCACAUGUUGGUAUAAACGGUUUGAAGUCGGGAAGAGGCUUGCGGCUUUCUGGCUGAUGUCGGUCGUUCUCAAUGCAUUCGCAGCCAUCUUUGCGUAUGCUUUGACUCUCUUGAAGGGAACCCAUGGUCUAAACGGGUGGAGAUGGAUCUUUAUAAUCGAAGGCGCGAUAACAAUGGGAGUUUGCAUGCUUGGGUGGUUCAUCAUCAUCGACUUCCCAACCAAGGCAGACGGCUUCUUAUCGCCUGAGGAGAAGCAAUUCGUGAUUGACCGCAUAAACCAUGACCGUGGAGACGCCGAGGAAGACCCAAUGACAGCGAAGCGCAUCAUGCAUCACCUCAAGGAUUGGAAAUUGUAUUUCUGGGCUUUCAACCUCAUGGCGUCAACACUUCCUGGCUAUGCAUUUAGCUAUUUUAAAACGAUCAUCAUGACUGGAAUGGGGUUUACAGGAAACCAGAGCCAACUGCUCAGCGCGCCGCCUUAUAUCCUAGCCGCCGCACUUACCUAUUUGUCGGGAUGGCUUACCGAUCGAUAUCAAAUCCGAGGGCCCGUCAUUGCUGUGCAUCAGUUGCUAACCGCCAUUGGGAUGAUCAUCACGGCGUACGGCAAGGCCAAUGGGGCAAGAUAUUUUGGGGUUUUCCUCGGCGUGGGAGCCUUGCAAUUUUGCAUACCAGGUGUCCUUGCGUAUCAAGCCAACAACAUCAGAUCCCACUCGAAGCGCGGGGUUGCAUCUGCUACCUGUUUGAUCGGUGGAGGACUUGGUGGGAUCAUCGCGAGUGUCUCGUUCAAGUCAAGCGAAAGUCCGUACUAUAUUACUGGCAUUUGGGUCACGUUUGGUAUCACGAUGGUCAGCAUAUGCUUGACCGUGAUCAUGGACAUUUAUUUCUGGAAAGUGAACAAGAAGGCGCGAGAGACGGGAGCCCGCAUCGAGGGCAUGGAAAACUGGUAUUAUACGCUUUAA